AUGGCCGUGAAAAUAUCCGUCCUUCUCCACCUCAUUUUCUGGCUCUCGCUCAUCUUCCUCAUCAUCUUCCAUGUCAAGUCGAAAUCCAUCACUGUUCCUGCCACCUCGCCUAUCCGUGAUCACCAUGCUUUAACUAACCGGAAAACCCUAGCCUCUAACUUUGACUUCACCCCAUUCCUAAAACACCAUCGCCACCACGACAAUUCAUCAGAGCUAGCUGGAACAUCCAAUAUUGAUCCACGUUAUGGCGUUGAGAAACGACUCGUGCCAACUGGUCCUAACCCUCUGCACCACUAG
Messenger RNA from Lactuca virosa, 297 nucleotides. The record is from the annotation of a GenBank genome assembly. NCBI's taxonomy places the organism in Eukaryota, Viridiplantae, Streptophyta, Magnoliopsida, Asterales, Asteraceae.